Aspergillus heteromorphus CBS 117.55 is the source of this 522-nucleotide messenger RNA. Its product is annotated as ML domain-containing protein. Gene Ontology annotation, biological process: intracellular sterol transport. The record is from RefSeq and is a predicted model, not a curated record. The transcript is spliced from 3 exons. Bases 1 to 522 code for a protein of 173 amino acids. Lineage: Eukaryota; Fungi; Ascomycota; Eurotiomycetes; Eurotiales; Aspergillaceae. Gene Ontology annotation, molecular function: sterol binding.
AUGAAGCUCUUAUCAACCGCCGCGGCUGCAUUCCUCCUUUGCGCCCCUCUCUCGACCGCCAGAUCCCUGGACUUCUUUGGCUCCAGCCAGACACCCAUCUACGCCGAUGCUCAAUUUCCUGUUAGCGGAGACAACCCGCUCGAGUACUGCAACGAUCCCUCCGAAUAUACCCUGCAAAUAGAUCAUGUGGACCUGUCUCCUAACCCUCCUCUCCCCGGCAAAACCCUCACGAUCACCGCCGAGGGUGUCUUGAAUGAGCCAGUUGAGAAGGGUGCCUACGUGCUCUUGGAGGUCAAAUAUGGGUUGAUCACUCUGGUCAGGCAGCGGGCCGAUCUAUGCGAUCAGAUCGUCAAUGUGGAUCUCGAGUGCCCUCUGCAGAAGGGCAAGAUGGUCCUGACCAAGCAGGUUGAUCUGCCCAGCCAGAUCCCUCCGGGAAGAUACAACGUCCACGCCGACGUCUUUUCUGCGGACGACAAGCGCAUUACUUGCCUCGAUGGCCACAACAUCGAGUUCAAGCGGUGA